GGUUUGGGCCCUUUGGAGAGCACGCUGUCAAUGCCAGCUGGAUUGCAGUGCAGGAGCUGGAGAAGCUCGGGCUGCGAGACGACGUGGAUCUGCACGUCUAUGAAGUGCCCGUUGAAUACCAGACAGUGCAAAGGCUCAUUCCUGCAUUGUGGAAAAAGCACAGUCCACAACUGGUGGUUCACGUGGGUGUGUCGGGGAUGGCUACGACCGUCACCCUGGAGAAGUGUGGCCACAAUGUGGGUUACAAAGGCUUAGACAACUGCAGGUUCUGCCCGGGCUCACAGUGCUGCGUGGAGGGUGGCCCAGAGUGCAUCGACUCCAUCAUUGACAUGGACACGGUCUGCAGGAGAGUCUCGGCGCUGGGGCUGGAUGUCACAGUCACCAUAUCGAAGGAUGCUGGCAGGUACCUCUGUGACUUCACCUACUACACGUCCCUGUACCAGAGCCGUGGGAGGUCGGCGUUUGUUCACGUGCCUCCCUUGGGGAAACCCUACAGCGCAGAACAGCUGGGCAGGGCCCUCCAGGCCAUUAUAGAAGAAAUGCUUGAUGUUUUGGAGCAUUCUGAAGACAAAAUCAAUUGUCAGCAUGAACACUGAAAGCGGGCAGGAGCUCUCCUGGUAUUGCACUUCCAAAAGUUUCCCCGCUACUGAAGU
Merops nubicus (carmine bee-eater) is the source of this 653-nucleotide messenger RNA. RefSeq names its product pyroglutamyl-peptidase I (gene PGPEP1). Gene Ontology annotation, cellular component: cytosol. Gene Ontology annotation, biological process: proteolysis. The record is from RefSeq and is a predicted model, not a curated record. Lineage: Eukaryota; Metazoa; Chordata; Aves; Coraciiformes; Meropidae. The annotation marks the transcript as partial. Gene Ontology annotation, molecular function: pyroglutamyl-peptidase activity. The transcript has 4 exons.